AUGGCUCGAAUCACUAUCGUUGGUGCAGGCAUCACCGGUAUGGCCAUUGCUAGCCUGCUAUCGCGAAACCACGAAGUCACAAUAGUCGCCAAGAACCUUCCCGGGGAUGAGUUGAGCAGAGAAUGGGCAAGUCCAUGGGCUGGCGCAGUAUUCCUCGGGCUUGAUGGGUCGAAACCGAACGAACAGAAGAUGCAACUAGACUCCUUCGCCGUCCUGUGGUCCCUCGCCGUAUCGAAUCCGGAGUCGAGCAUCAAGCGCAUCGAAAUGAAUGAUUUUCACGAUGACAAGACCAUAGAUCAAAUAUGGUACAAUGGGAAACUGCCCGAGUUUCGCAUACUAAAGGACAGCGAGCUCCCGAAAGGUGUGAAGCUUGGCAUGAGCUAUAAGACCGUAGUCAUGACGCCGAAGAUAUUCUUGCCUUGGCUAAGGAACAGAUUGGAAAGCUCUGGCGUCAGAUUCAAGCGGAUUAACUUGAGUUCGCUCGCUGAAGUCAAGUCGCAGGGACAUGACAUUGUCGUGAACGCCACUGGCUUCGGCCCAAAAUUCCUGGAGGAUAUCCAGGAUCAGGAUGUUCAGCUUGUUCGAGGCCAGACUGUACAUGUCAAAAGUAAUUUCAACAAGAUUUUCAUGCGACAUGGGAGGGAUUAUACCUAUGCCAUCUCCCGAUUGGACGGAACUUGCAUCCUUGGUGGCAUCAAGCAAUACGAACAGACAGAACCCGAGGUCGACAUGGAAUUGCAACAAGACGUAAAUCUCUCGAACUGCAAGUGA
Molecule: messenger RNA, 771 nt
Organism: Didymosphaeria variabile
Lineage: Eukaryota; Fungi; Ascomycota; Dothideomycetes; Pleosporales; Didymosphaeriaceae
Exons: 2
Coding region: 1-771 (256 amino acids)
Molecular function (GO): D-amino-acid oxidase activity; FAD binding
Source: RefSeq, a predicted model, not a curated record